This is a messenger RNA of Rubroshorea leprosula, 417 nucleotides long. Lineage: Eukaryota; Viridiplantae; Streptophyta; Magnoliopsida; Malvales; Dipterocarpaceae. The record is from the annotation of a GenBank genome assembly.
CCCGUUCCUUUCACUAACCGAAGACAUCGGCUUCAGAUCUGUACGAAGCAGAAGAAAAUCAAUGGAGAGCAUGAUCGUCACCAACACGCCGGCUUCAGUUCUCGUCUUGACCAAUCUCGCCUACUGCUCGCCGGCCGAUCACCAUGGCUUCGGUGUCCCAGGAUCUCAGCUCUUCCUCGCCAACGUUGCCAACGUCUGCGUCCUUUCUGUUUCAUAUCCUUUUUCUUUGUUCUUUCUCUUCGAUUUCAUAUGAAGGAAGUGAAUUCCUCCAUCACUAGCUACUUUCCUUAGUUUCAUGGCAGUUUCUUCAUAUGUUGAUGAUUUGAUAAUUUGAUAUUGCUUUACUUCAUCUGCUUUGAUUUUACUACAUGCAUUUUAGAUAUUUGAGUGUUGAGACCAUAAACUAUCUUAUUUAUG